Prinia subflava (tawny-flanked prinia) is the source of this 4647-nucleotide messenger RNA. It is a transcript of the gene TNFAIP1, whose product is annotated as TNF alpha induced protein 1. The transcript is spliced from 8 exons. The record is from RefSeq and is a predicted model, not a curated record. Gene Ontology annotation, biological process: negative regulation of Rho protein signal transduction; proteasome-mediated ubiquitin-dependent protein catabolic process; protein ubiquitination. Lineage: Eukaryota; Metazoa; Chordata; Aves; Passeriformes; Cisticolidae. Gene Ontology annotation, cellular component: Cul3-RING ubiquitin ligase complex. Gene Ontology annotation, molecular function: ubiquitin-protein transferase activity; protein binding. Bases 312 to 1256 code for a protein of 314 amino acids.
GCCGGCGCUUCCCGGGCACGGCCCGCGCUGAGGGGCGGCCGCGGCGGCAGAGGCCUCACAGCUCCUCAGUGACCGCUUACAGGAGUUGCGCUGCCUGGGCAGACGGUUCAGCUGCUUCGCUGGAGUUUAGCUGCGUUAUCGGUUAGAGCGGGUGACAUCGUGGUCUGCGAGCGGCGUGGCCGUGGGGCGCGCCGCCCCGGGGUGAUGCUGGCCCGCGCCGCGCCGCGCCGGCCCGCGGAGGCGUGAGCGGCACCACGGCGGGGCCGGCCCGGCCCGCGCGCUGCAGGGUGGUCAUCUACCUCCAGAAGGACAUGUCGGGGGACACCUGCCUGGGCAGCGCCCUGUGCCCGGCCGCGGGCCACAAGCCCAAGGGCGCCGGGCUCAAGGGCGGCAGCCUGGGCAACAAGUACGUGCGGCUGAACGUGGGGGGCUCCCUGUACUACACCACGGUGCAGGUGCUCACCAGGCACGACACCAUGCUCAAGGCCAUGUUCAGCGGCAGGAUGGAGGUGCUCACCGACAAGGAAGGCUGGAUCCUUAUAGACCGUUGUGGGAAGCACUUUGGAACAAUUUUAAACUAUCUCAGAGAUGACACAAUUGCACUUCCAAAACACAGGCAGGAGAUCAAGGCAUUGAUGGCAGAAGCCAAAUACUAUCUCAUCCAGGGCUUAGUGGACAUGUGCCAAGCAGCCCUGCAGGACAAGAAAGACUUGUAUGAACCUGUCUGCAGCAUCCCUAUUAUCACCUCUCCAAAAGAAGAGGAGAGACUGAUAGAGUCAUCAAUGAAACCUGUUGUUAAACUGCUGUAUAAUAGAAGCAACAAUAAAUACUCCUACACCAGUAACUCAGAUGACAACUUGCUGAAGAACAUCGAGCUGUUUGACAAGCUGUCGCUGCGGUUCAAUGGCAGAGUGCUCUUCAUCAAGGACGUGAUCGGGGACGAGAUCUGCUGCUGGUCCUUCUACGGGCAAGGCCGCAAGCUGGCCGAGGUCUGCUGCACCUCCAUCGUCUACGCCACGGAGAAGAAGCAAACCAAGGUUGAAUUCCCCGAGGCACGAAUUUAUGAGGAGACCCUGAACGUCCUGCUGUACGAGACGCCGCGUGUCCCGGACAACUCCCUGCUGGAGGCCACGAGCCGCAGCCGCAGCCAGGCCUCGCACAGCGAGGACGACGAGGGCCUGGAGCUGCGCGAGCGCGUGCGCCGCAUCCACGUCAAGAGGUACAGCACCUACGACGACCGCCAGCUCGGCCACUAGCGCCCCUGCAGCAGGGCUGCUCCUGCUGCUGGCCUGCCACAGGAGCCAGGGAUCCCCAGACUCUGCUGCUGACCUUACGGAGCUCCCUAGAGAGCAAACGGGGAUCUGUGUGCACAGAGCAGCACUGGAGGCCAAGGGCUCGGAGAACUGAGCUGUGCACCUUGUGCUUUACCUGCAGGCUGGCCCUGUUCCUGCUGGGGAGAGGGGGUUUGGAGCGCUGGUUCUCAGUGUGUGGUUGCUCUUUCCUAUCUAACAGUUUGCCAGUUUCACCCUCGCUGUGAGCAGCACUGCUCUUCCUGUGUGAGGUGGCGCGGUUUGAAAAAGCUCUCUCCAGACAGCUCCCCUUGCAGGGCUUUGUAUAUGGAACUUGCAGUUAUUAACUCAAGAUCCUGAAGAGAGGACUUGAAUGUGGCUGCUCUUGGCAGACACUACAUGGGAUAACCCCAGGAGAAACGUUUGGCUGCCAGUCAGCUGCACCUGUGCUCUCCCACCCCGUCCCCAGAACACCUUCAGAGGUUGGUGUUUCAGGAGAGUGUCUUUAAAACUCAUUGAUUCCAAGGCAAUCUCUUCCAAAGUGGUAAGAAUCAAGUCAUCAGCCUCCCCAUGAGAAAAAUGGAAAUCUCUGAAAAUGUAAAUGUGUAGAUAAUGGCUUGUCCUGGGACAGGGGCAAUGGGUAUGGUGAGGGAUGAAACCUGAAGGAAGCGACUUGGGCAGAUUGUGGCAGUGUUGCCCUGGUUGCAGCUUGUCACAGUGAAAUCCUGUUUAUAUAAACAAGGGCAAUCUGGGGAAUUGGUUUUACAUUGGUUUUCUCCUGUGGCCUAAAAGUGUUAUUUAAUGUUAAAUUUCUCAAGCAGUGGGGGAGAUACUGUGGGGGCUGGAGAAGUACAGGCUAAACAGUGUUUUCUAAGGCUAGGACAUGUGAAUUCAAGUUCUGUGUCCUGAAUCCCUUCUAGAGUGUAGAAGUUGAAGAAGAAAAACAGCUGUGAAAAUACUGUUCUAGCAUGGAAGUGCAAGAGGCUUUGGGCACAGGAGAGAAGUGGCUUAUACUGGAUUUUAACCUGAAAUAAUCACUUUUAUUACGAGUGCUUGGCUGGGUGCUAAUUGUACAGGGCACUUCAGGAGGUGGGAGUCAAGUCUGCUCUGCAAAUAUGGAAAUUUUCUGGAAACAGUUUCAAGUUUAGUAUGAAAAGCCAUUGUAUUUUUAAACAAUGUUUAAAAAGCUUGUUUGUUUGAGCUGUAGGUAGCAGUUUUGCCACUGUCAUUGAUGGUUAUGCCUGCUGGCUGCCCACGGGGAGCUGGGCAUAUGUUGGAUAUGUCCCAGAGCUGCCUUUGUGUUCCUGUAUCAUACUCGGUCACGAAGCUGCAGAUUCCACAAUGGUCAGUCUUGAACCACUUUGACCAGUGCCAAAUCUAGCUGUAAGAUUUAAAGGAAAUUACUGCACAAGCCUGACAAGAAAAUAAUACAAAACUAAUGCAGGGAGUUCAUAAGGAGAAGUAGAUGGUUUGGGAGUAAUAAGCAGGAGAGGGAACAAAAAAUUAUUUGCACUCAUUAGGUUUUUGAAAAUUAAAUUGUUGUGGGUUAGUAAGAAAACACUAACAGACUUGUGGGAUUUUCUUGCCUCUACAUGUGGCAGGAUUCACUUCAUUCUCUUCACAUUCAGGAAGCAGCAUUGCACAGGGAUGCACCUGCCUGCUUGUGAAAGGCCUCUUGAAAUCUCUAAUAAUCCUACAACCUCUUUUAUAUUGCUUUCUGUAAGUUUUUGUUUUCUGGCUGGUUAUUCUGUUGUGCCAGGGAAAAUACAGCUGUUGAGAUUAGUUUCAACUAAGAUUUUUGUGGUAUUUCUCUCUAUUUCUGCUAGAAUGUGAUAUGGAUUUUAAAAAUUUUUUCCCUCCACUAAUGCUAUUUAAUUUGAAGGCACCAGCAGAGGCUGCAGUGAUGGGGUCUUUGUCCUGCAUUUAAUAGCUUCAAGUUAUUAUCUUGUGCUUUUUUGUGUCUUGUAGCAAAGGCUGAUGCCAUUUAAAAAACACAUGGCACUUCUGUUUCUUGGCAAAUGAUUUAUAGUAUUUUUUUCUUGUUACUGUCAUAGUGAAUGUUAACAGAGUACGUAAGUGAUGCUGAUAACCUUGCAAAACUGUGUUUAGAUGAAGUUAUAAGCAGAAAAAUGUCAUAUUUGCAUUUAUUUUUUUCUAGGGAGGAUGGGUAUAGGAAGGAGUGUGUAAAAGAGAAUGUCAGAUCUGUGUGCUACUCCAGAGGCUUUCUGUACUCACAGGAUUCAUUAACAAAAUUAGCUGUCGUUCUUACAGGACUCGCUGUCUCUUCACUCUAAAUCCAGUCAGACCGUUGUGCAUUCGGGCACUGCCUUGGCAGAUGGAGGGAGUGCAGGGGAGCCUUUCCCUGCCAGCCCUGUGCCAGAGGGCCCCGGAUGUUUCCCAGGCAGUCCCAGGGCCCUGCCAGCAGCCUCGGGCCCCCGCAGGGAGGGAGGGGGGCUCGGUGUCCGAGUGCCUGCUGGAAGGAGCUCUCUGUGUUUGUGAGGCAGCAGGGUCAGAGCAGAGAGCUCUGCAGGGUGACACAAAAGUCACUGCUUAACCUGCAACUUUGUGUUCGUGAACAGGAGACGUUUAUCCUGCUGCAGUGUUCCACCCCAGUGACUUCUAUCUUUUGCACUUCUUGAUUAAAAUAGAAAAUAAGUGAUGGACAGGGAGGGUAUUGGAGGGGCUGUGCUGUCACCGAGAGCUGUGUUUGAAUGGGCAUUGCUUACUGUGGGCUUGGUUCGGCUUUGUUCUUCUCGAGGUUUUUCAUUUUCAGGCAGAAUUGUCUCCAGGCAAUACUGGAGAUUACCAGACCCGGACGGGUCUGCCCAGCAGCCCUUGCCUUGCAGAGUUAGGCUGUGUUCUGUGACAAUCCUUGGCACUCAGUGCUCACAGCCCCGUGCCCUGUGCUGUGGGAGCGCUGGGCUGUGCCUGGGAGGUGAGUCCUGGCCCAGCUCUGUCCCUGCCUCAAGGACACACGGCGGGCUCUGUUUUCUGUGUGUGACACUUCUCAUCCAGUGGAACCGGCAGUAAGACCCUCCCCUACCUCACAGGGUGGCUGACACUUAAUUUGUUUAUUAAGAGUAAAGGAUCCUUUUGGAUUUCGAUGAUAUUUUAUAUUCAGAGGAUAGCAAAUAUGGUUGCUGAUCUUGUUUAAACUGACAUUCUGUGAUCAAGUUACUUUCUUAGAGAUUCAGUCUUUGUUUUAUUUUAAUGUCUAACUUUUAAGAGUCUUCUUUGCAGAUAAAGUAUGUAGUUAAUGCAGUAAUAAUCAAUUACCUGUUGAUUAAAGUGUUUCAUCAGUGCAUUAAGUGGAAAUAGAACACUAAUUUUUAAUAAAAUGUUAUAUUUUGUCUUCUGA